AUGGCUUCCAAGGUGGUAAAGAAAAAGAUGCUUAUGUUAAAGGAGAAAAUGGAAAUAGUGUGUUUAUUAGAUAAAGAAAAGUUGUCAGUUCGUGAUAUUGCUAAAAAAUUUAAAAUCGGGAAAACACAAGCGGCAAAAAUAAUCAAAGAUAAAGAAAAGAUUCGAAAGAAAUGGCAGUCUGGAGUCAGUGUAAAAACGAAGAAAAACUUUUUGAGUAGUGAGGGUUCAAAGAUCGACAAAGCCUGUUUCGAAUGGUUUGUGAAAGCUAAAAAUCAAAAUAUUGCCGUAUCAGGGUCAUUCGUAAAGAAAAAAGCAAAAGAAAUUGCAGAAAGAUUAGAAGUGAGCACCUUUAAAGCGUCUGAUGGGUGGUUACAAAAGUGGCGUUUGAGAAAUAAUGUUGCAUUUAAGUGUAUCUCCGGAGAAGCAGCAGAUAUAAAUGAAAAGGGCAUUAAUGAAUUUAUGAAAAAAUUACCGACCUUCUUACUAGGCUAUCGACCAGAGGACAUUUUUAACGCAGAUGAUAGUGGGCUCUUUUUUCGUGCAUUACCAAAUAAAACUUUAGCUUUAAAGUCGGAAAAAUGCACAGGAGGAAAACUGUCCAAAGAACGAUUAACCGUUUUGUUCUGUGUAAAUAGUAUAGGUGAGAAAGAGGAGUUGCUAGUUAUUGGAAAGUCGGCACGUCCCCGAGCAUUAAAAAAUGUUGCUCCCAAGGAUUUACCGGCUAUCUGGAAAUCAAACAAAAAAGCAUGGAUGACACGAGACAUUAUGACGGAGUGGUUAAGUAAUUUCGAUAAAAACAUGGACAUAUUAGAGAGCUUGUACUUUAUAAAAUCUGCGUGGCAGAAGGUCACUCCAAAAACAAUUAGAAAUUGUUUUAAAAAAGCUGGAUUUCUGAUGGAUCAAGGAAGUUCAACUGACAGUAACUACGAUGUUGAAGAUAAUUUGCCACUUGUGAGACUAGCUGAUUUGUUUAAAUGUAGUAAAAGACUGGGAAUAGAUAAUGUAAAAACAGCAGAAGAAUAUUUAACUGUUGAUCAAAAUGUCGAUAUAGAAGAUAAUGACUUGGAAUUUUCGGUAGUCACAAAAAAUGUUGAAAAUGAGACAGAAGAGGAAGAGAAUGAAGAGGUAGAGGUGGAGGAGGACGAGGAAC
Messenger RNA from Onthophagus taurus, 1150 nucleotides. NCBI's taxonomy places the organism in Eukaryota, Metazoa, Arthropoda, Insecta, Coleoptera, Scarabaeidae. The record is from RefSeq and is a predicted model, not a curated record.